AAACCGAUGUGCAAAUUUAUGGAAAACCGUAUAGCCAUUUCAUCCUAGGUGUGUGGAGAUCUGACGUAAGAGGUUCCAUUAAGUUGAAGAAAACUAUAGCGAAGAUGGCAAACUUGAAUGCGUACUUUGUGGACAGAGUUGAUAAUAAUAUACCAAAUGAAAUCCUGAUGAAGUACGAAUGGAACAGAUUUCAAUCUUACAGCACAUUCCCAAUCCAGUCGGCCCAGUCUGCGAUAAGACUUGCUCGAGUCGGACUUUACUAUUUUGGGGAAGGUGAAUAUGUGAAAUGUUUCUAUUGUGGGUACACGCAAGAUACAUGGCCUGCCGAUGAAUCUAUCGAAAAUAACCAUGUACGUAUGUCACCACAGUGUGCUUUUGCAAGAGGGGAAGAUGAGUCGAAUGUCCCGAUUCCUUACCAAUCAACUGAAGUCGCACAAGUGAAUGAAGUAACCGAAAAUGCGUCAAAUAACACAAUUUCAGACGACACCAUAAAUUCGACAGAACAUCCAAAUUAUGCUGGCAUUGCCGCUAGAAAAUUUUCAUUUGCCAGCUGGCCGGGUCGCAAUCAAGAUUUUACAGACAGACUAGCAAACGCAGGAUUCUUUUACACAGUUAGAUUAUGGCUAUACAAGAUAUAAAACAAAGGUCAACGUCAACCGCUACUGGUUGAGGACCACCAAAUCCGGACGACCACCAAACCGGACAGUUUCGUAGCUGCUAAAUUUUGCUGUAUUUUUAGCAAUCUUUUAUAAGUCAAACACACAUUUGAUUUUUUAACAAUGAUGUGGAAUUAUAUCUGACAAAAAUAACUUCUUGAGGAGGAAAUUUCAUUUUUUGAUUUCGUCAUCCAUACUGAAGCAUGAAACAUCAUGGGGGGAUUUGGAAAUCCGCACUGCAUUUCUUACUGUCAUAUAGAAGUUUUCCACACAAAAAAAUCUGAAUAAAAUUUAUAUCUUUCAGGCCAAUAA
Molecule: messenger RNA, 968 nt
Organism: Mercenaria mercenaria
Lineage: Eukaryota; Metazoa; Mollusca; Bivalvia; Venerida; Veneridae
Product: baculoviral IAP repeat-containing protein 3-like
Exons: 3
Coding region: 105-638 (177 amino acids)
Source: RefSeq, a predicted model, not a curated record